CAACCAACCAGGCUGACAUAGAUGAUGUUUCUGGGAAGUGCGUAUGCUCGUAUCGGUUCUUCGUGUAGCUGUGGUGGACCUGCUGCUGGGAUAUCUGCCAAUUCAAGCUCACUCCUCAUUCAUACUACCUCUCUCCCUCUCCCAACGGCGCCCGGCACGGCGGUUGCAUCUGCCCACCACCAUGGCUGAGCGCUAUCCCCUGCGCCACCGCUCGACCUCGUUAUCUCUUCUCGCAGCCAGCACGGAAGGCGCCCAAGCAUCAGCCGAUGUGCCAGCUGAUCAGCUGAUGGAUGACGCCGACGACAAUGCGCCUCUGCAGAGAGCGUACCGCAGCAAGAUCAAGGUGAAGGCGUCUGUGAGAGGGCAGUCUGCCGCUGUGGAUAUGGAGGGGCAGGUGGAUGAUGGGGAUGUAGGAGGGGGUGAGGUGCCGUCGCGUGUGUCUGUCAAGAGGAAGAGGCGGCAGCGGGUGGCUGUGUCCUAUGAGGAUGGAGAAGGCGAGCGGCAGACUGUGGCGCCACCAGACAACUUUGAGGAGAUUUGGGAUGGUAUGCACUCCCUGAUGUAGCAGAUUCAUUCUGUGUGGUUUGCGUGUGCCCAUGCAGGUGUGUCUGAGAUGCGGAAGGCCCGCAAUGCGCCUGUGGAUCACUUCGGCAUCGAGUGCUGCGGUACGUCGACACACAUGUCCACUACCCUCACCAAGGUCGCACCUGUCCUCCUUGAUGAUGGCUGAUGCAGGUGACCGUUCACAGCCGCCCCCGAUAUGGGUACGCACCCUCUCCUCACCUCACCCCACCCCAUCUCACACGCCACUCACAUGCACAAGGGACGAGGCUGACGUCUUUUCUCUGCUGCGGCUCUUUGCAGCGGUUUCAGACCUUGAUAGCUGCGAUGCUCUCCUCGCAGACCAAAGACGAACACGUAGCAGGUGGGCGAGGUGGGAGGGAAAACACAGAGGGGCGCCAGUGUGCAUGCGUGCGAAUGCGCGUGUGUGUGUGUUUCCAGCUUGCAUGAACCGGUUGAAGGCGCACGGGCUGACGGUGGAGAACAUCCUCGCAACGCCAGAUGGUACCAACAGCGGACGCCAUUAACACAGAGCACACUGACAAUGCCCUCCCUUCCAUGUCUUUGUUAUUGGUGUGCAGAUGCGCUGAAGGAGCUGCUGUAUGGUGUGGGCUUUCACAAUAACAAAGCGAAGUGAGCCACCACACCACACCCACAGACAUCAACCAACGUCAGGAACACACCCUCUGUGUUGUCUGAUGGAUGGAUGUAUUUAUGCAGGUACAUCCGUCAGGUGUGUGAGAUCUUACAGCGUGACUACGGCAGUGACAUCCCCUCCACCACCGAGGGGCUAGUGGCUCUGGUGGGGGUGGGACCAAAAAUGGCACACAUCAUCCUGCAGGCGGUCAGUGAGACAGGAAACAAGCCUCUCAGUUCAUUCAUUCUCUGUGCUGCCUUCAUGUCCAUCAGUGUUUCGACAAAUCGGAUGGCAUCGCAGUCGACAUCCACGUGCAUCGAAUCGCCAAUAGGUGACUGACUCAUGGACGGACAGGAUGAACAACCAACCACCCCACCCACCCACCGCACCCCUCUUGCUGCUUUUGUCUGUCUGCCAGGCUGCGAUGGGUCAAGACCAAGACGCCUGCACAAACCCAGUCGGCGCUGGAGUCAUGGGUCCCCACGGAGAAAUGGAGGGAAAUCAAUCCGCUGCUGGUGGGCUUCGGACAGCAGAUCUGCCUGCCCGUCGGGCCCAGGGUGAGCGCAUGACCUGCUGAUUGACAAAAGGAUGGAUGGCUGCACAUGGAUGCACAUGGAUGCACAACACACCGACCGUGGCUGGGCUGCCUCUCUGCGCCUGUGUGUGUUCAUGUGUACGUACAGUGCGUUGAGUGUCUCAUCCGUCCUCUAUGCCCGGAGGGCAGACGUCUCAAGGGGGCCCCGGUGACAGAGGGGAAUGGCGGUAUCGGCACUGCGGCUGAUGAUAAUGGUGUGUAUAGGGGUCGAUCCAAGAACGAGCCACUGCGCUUGAGCAAAGGGGAUGAGUAGUGAUGGCUCACGGAUGGGUGGGUUGGUGGGCGGGGGUGCGUGUCCAUGGUUUUUAUGGACGUCUGUACAGACGAUGACUGGCUGUGUGGUGUUGAAUUGCGUUUCUGACUUGCCGUCGGAUGCAUUUUGGCGGGUUUUCCUCCACUCGCUGUUGCGGCUGGCGGGCAGCAUCACACACCAGGCGUGCGCCGGCAGGAGUGAGCGAAUAAAUGAUUGCCAUGUACGUAUGUAUGCGACUGAGAGCAAUCGUGAGGUACUCGGGCAAUUCAUGACGUUGACGUGCACGUCAUACACAUGCAUGGUGUCCGCACACUCAUCCAUCCAUCCAUCCAUCCA
Molecule: messenger RNA, 2382 nt
Organism: Vitrella brassicaformis
Lineage: Eukaryota; Vitrellaceae
Source: the annotation of a GenBank genome assembly